GAAUGUUUAGCCUCAGUUCGAACGCACGGCUCGAACUCUGAGUUCUUGAAACAAACCGUCCGCACGAGGGGCGACAUUAGGCGCGGGCGCUGAGGCUCUGGGGCUGGAGACCCGGUUCCCGCCACUUUCUCUGGUUACUGGCGCUGUAGUCUUCUUUCUGUGUUGGUCCGGUCGCCUUGGGAACCCGAGCUCGUGGAAAGGCUGUGCUCUGGCUUGGACGGAAGGUGGCCUUUCUGCUGCACCCACCGAUGUUCCUGGGUUGUAGGUGAACGAUCAGGCCUACCGUUUCAUCCUUUUAAAUUUAGAGGCAGAAAGGGAAUUCGAGAUGGGACUUGCUUGUGUACCAGCUGAUGAAAGGUUGUAAGAUUAUUUGAGAGUUGGAGCUGAAUCGGAAUAUAAUGGCAACAGGUGACUUAAAAAGAAGCUUGCGGAAGCUAGAACAAGUGCUUCGUUCACUAAAUUACCCUAAUGAGGUGGAUUAUGUCGGCCUGAUGAAGGGAGACACAGCAGCAUCCUUGCCCAUCAUCAGCUACUCUCUUACCUCAUACUCCCCUUAUGUAGCAGAACUUAUGAUGGAAUCCAGUAUAGAGCUCAUAGCCAAGAACGACGUGCGCUUUACGGAUACUGUCUAUAAGCUUCUUCGUGAUCAAUUUGAUUAUAAACCAAUUUUGACAAAAAAGCAGUUUAUACAGUCUGGAUUUGCUGAAUGGAAAAUUGAAAUUGUCUGUGAUAUAUUGAAUUGUGUGAUGAAAAAACACAAGGAAUUGAUUGGCCUUGACAAGAAUUCAUCAUGCCAGAGGAAGAAGAACAUUUCUGAGAAGCCAGAACCUUGUUCAAACAGUGAGAAACGCCCUGCAGAGGCUGUUGGCAUUGACAUCACGGGCAGGUUCAGGACAUCAGGAAAGAAGAAAGCUGUGGUGAUCCGUCACCUCUACAGUGAAGAGAAGGUUGGCAUUCCUGAAGGGACGGUAACCUCAACAGAAGUGAGUGGAGGCUGCGAGGAUUCGUCAGAGCAGAGUUCUGACAUUCGAAUCCCAGAGGAGCCGGCCCGUGCGGUCAAGACUGAGCUGCAAGAUAUGUGUGAUAAUCCUGAGAUUACCGCACUGCAGAUCGCACUGGCUGAAUGUCAAGAAAAGCUGAAGCAGCUGACUUGGAUAGAGAAACGGCUUGAGCGUCUGGAAGCUACAACCAACGGGAAAGUGAUGGUCGAUGAGAAGGCCUGGAAUAACCUUCUAAGCCGAGUCACUCUUCUUGAAACAGAGAUGCUGUUGUCUAAAAAGAAUGAAUCUGUAGAGCAUAAUAUGGCAAGUCAAGACUAUGAGUCAACUAGUGAUGUGGAUGUUGUGCCGUAUGAUAAAAACUACAGUGUGGGAGGACCAGCAAGUAACUAUCGCUCGUCUGGCUGUAGUACAGUAUCGUUGGAAACAGCGCCCAGGAGCUCCACUAUUAAUUAUUGUGUCUUGAGAGAAUUUUCAGAGGAAACAACUAUCCAGAAAAUGGAAAGGAUGAAAAAAAUGUUUGAAGAGACGGCAGAGUUACUGAAAUGCUCGAGUCGCUAACUGUAGAAUGUUCUGGAUAAACAAACGUUCCUAGGACUUUUGCUACUUAUAUAUAUUCUAUAUUAAGAAUUCUGUGUAUAAUUUUAAUAUACUAUAAUUUUUAUUAAGGAUUUGAAUUCUACUUGAUAUGUGAGUUUUUUUCAUUCUUAAAUAAAUACUUUUAAUGUUUUAAGCUA
Mastomys coucha (southern multimammate mouse) is the source of this 1735-nucleotide messenger RNA. RefSeq names its product centrosomal protein 44 (gene Cep44). Gene Ontology annotation, cellular component: spindle pole; centrosome. The record is from RefSeq and is a predicted model, not a curated record. Lineage: Eukaryota; Metazoa; Chordata; Mammalia; Rodentia; Muridae. The coding region runs from base 399 to 1559 and encodes 386 amino acids. The transcript is spliced from 11 exons.